Molecule: messenger RNA, 1113 nt
Organism: Periconia digitata
Lineage: Eukaryota; Fungi; Ascomycota; Dothideomycetes; Pleosporales; Periconiaceae
Source: the annotation of a GenBank genome assembly
CCGUCGCGAUCAAUGAGAUCUGGCAUAACACAGUACGAAAAGCAUAGCGGUCAGUCCGGAGACUCGAGGCCCAAUAUGUCACUUCUUCAACUUCCCACCGAAAUUCUACUGCAGAUCUUCGUUUACGUUGGAUCAUCGUAUAUUCUCUCCGAUUUAUCACGCCUCACGGUCUGUAGGCAGUGGUACGAAGUUGCCCGUAUCGCGUGCUUCCAAGAAGUCACCAUUACUCAGGAGACAGUCCAUCGCUUGAUGUCUUCUCCCUAUGCGGAAUCAAAUCUAGCCCUCGUCAAAGACUGCACUAAAACCCUGAACCUGGAUAUAUUUGGCCAUGGAGACUGGAGUUCUAUGUUCUUAUACAGUCAGACGAACGCAGAACUACAGCAAACCAGAACCGGGCGUCCCCCAUCUUGGAAUCCCGAAUUGGGCGAAGCCUGCAUCACAGGACUCAAUAACCAUCUCCUUCACCUCGCCAACGUAAUGAAACAAUCACGGAAACUGCGUAUCCUAAGCAUUGAAACUCUCUUUCACCUUCAUGGGCUAUCACCGAUAAGAUUCACUCCCUACCUUCGCUUUUCCACAAUCCACGCCUUCUUAUCAACCACCAACCUGACUAGCCUAAAUCUAGAUCUAUGCGCUGCUGAACUUCUACCGCAACCUAGCAGCGAUCAUCAUAUUUGUACGACCAUCGCCGCGCUCCUGGGGACGCUACGAUACCUGCGUCUGCGCAUGCGCAGUAUAUGCCCCGAAGUCCUAAAACCCCAACACCAUAUCACCAAACUCCAUCUGAACGAGGUCAUCAUCAACCUCAAUCUAUUCUGCAAGUUACCUCUAAUCGGCGUGCCAUACAAUUCCGAUUGCUGCGCUUCCUUCUCAGGCGACUACCUUGCACGGAACGCGGGUCUGGAGAAACAGGCCCAACUUCUUGCAGCACAGACCGCGAAUCCCAGGAUCAUAAGGAUACUGGCCCUUUCGUCCCUGCGUACGCCCCCACUCAUCGAAUUGCAAGUUUUUGAUGCCCUGACUGGCAGAUAUAUCUCAUCGCGUGAGGAACCGGAUGAAAUAUUCAACUCAUUUAAAAUUGAAUAUUCUGAUGCUGUUCGCGAGUUGAAGUGA